Messenger RNA from Manis javanica (Malayan pangolin), 3323 nucleotides. It is a transcript of the gene SLC38A7, whose product is annotated as solute carrier family 38 member 7. Gene Ontology annotation, cellular component: membrane. Gene Ontology annotation, biological process: amino acid transmembrane transport. The record is from RefSeq and is a predicted model, not a curated record. NCBI's taxonomy places the organism in Eukaryota, Metazoa, Chordata, Mammalia, Pholidota, Manidae. Gene Ontology annotation, molecular function: L-asparagine transmembrane transporter activity; L-glutamine transmembrane transporter activity.
CGGUGGUCAUGUGACCGCUGCUCACGUGUCUCCGCGGCUGGCCCGGGCUUGAAGCGAGAUUGAGAAGAGCCAGAGCCAACAGCCCUCCUAGGAUACCAGCCCAGAACAUGCUGAUGCCUCCCUCCAGCUGCAGGUGUUCCCUCGCUGCCCAAGGGAUGUGGUCAUAAGACAGAUUCUGCAAACCCUGCAGACCCUGCAGGAGGGCUCCCAGAGCUAUGGCCCAGUUCAGCAUCAACAGUGACCUUGGUGAGCAGGGCUUCAGCACAGACUCUGGCGAGCGGGCCCGUCUGCUGCAAAGCCCCUGUGUGGACACAGCCCCCAAGAGUGAGAGGGAGACCUCUCCUGGGGUUCUGGAAAGAGGCACCACUUCCACAAUCGGGGCCAUCUUCAUUGUCGUCAAUGCCUGCCUGGGCGCAGGACUGCUUAACUUCCCAGCAGCCUUUAGCACUGCCGGGGGUGUGGCAGCUGGCAUCACACUGCAGAUGGGCAUGCUGGUUUUCAUCAUCAGUGGCCUCGUCAUCCUGGCCUACUGCUCCCAGGCCAGCAAUGAGAGGACCUACCAGGAGGUGGUGUGGGCUGUGUGUGGGAAGCUGACAGGCGUGCUGUGUGAGGUGGCCAUCGCCAUCUAUACCUUUGGCACCUGCAUCGCCUUCCUCAUCAUCAUCGGGGACCAGCAGGACAAGAUUAUAGCUGUGGUGGCAAAGGAGCCCGAGGGGGCCAGCGUCAGCCCCUGGUACACAGACCGCAAGUUCACCAUCAGCCUCACUGCCUUCCUCUUCAUCCUGCCCCUUUCCAUCCCCAGGGAGAUCGGCUUUCAGAAAUAUGCCAGCUUCCUGAGUGUUGUGGGUACCUGGUACGUCACUGCCAUCAUUAUCAUCAAAUACAUCUGGCCAGAUAAAGAGAUGACCCCAGGGGACAUCCUGACCAGGCCAGCUUCCUGGAUAGCUGUAUUCAAUGCCAUGCCCACCAUCUGCUUCGGAUUUCAGUGCCAUGUGAGCAGUGUGCCCGUUUUCAACAGCAUGCAGCAGCCCAAGGUGAAGACCUGGGGUGGGGUGGUGACGGCUGCCAUGGUCAUAGCCCUUGCUGUGUACAUGGGCACAGGCAUCUGUGGCUUCCUGACCUUUGGAGCUGCUGUGGACCCCGACGUGCUCCUGUCCUAUCCUUCGGAGGACAUGGCCGUGGCCGUCGCCCGUGCCUUCAUCAUCCUGAGCGUGCUCACCUCCUACCCCAUCCUACACUUCUGUGGGCGGGCGGUGGUCGAAGGCCUGUGGCUGCGCUACCAGGGGACUCCAGUGGAAGAGGACGUGGCGCGGGAGCAGCGGCGGCGAGUACUGCAGACACUGGUCUGGUUCCUGCUGACCCUGCUGCUGGCGCUCUUCAUCCCUGACAUCGGCAAGGUCAUCUCGGUCAUCGGAGGCCUGGCUGCCUGCUUCAUCUUUGUCUUCCCAGGGCUGUGCCUCAUUCAAGCCAAACUCUCAGAGAUGGAGGAAGUCAAGCCAGCCAGCUGGUGGGCGCUGGUCAGCUAUGGAGUCCUCUUGGUCACGCUGGGAGCCUUCAUCUUUGGCCAGACCACAGCCAACGCCAUCUUUGUGGACCUCUUGGGUUAACCACUGCCUCCCAGGGAACACAUGGCCUUUGCCAUUAGACCCAGGAACCAAUCUCUUAGAGCUGCGGGGCCACCCUGAGUCUGGCACCAUUCCCCUCUACUGGUGGGAUAACACUGGGACAUCCUUUUCCAGGGACAGUUUUGGGGUGAAAUCAGGCCCCACACCUCUGGACAGCUCAAACCCUGCUCACUUCCUGCUCUCCAGUCUGGUAUUGCCAUGGAUGGUGGGAGAAAUUCUCACGUCACAGAGGAACUUUCCCCCUUCUCUAACUCUUGACUUCGCCAUCCCUGGAACGCAUGGGUAUAGGGGGUCAGACAGCCUCAGAAGAAAGGACUGAGCCUGAUUUGCCUCUGGAGAGUGUGGGCAAAAGGCAGCUGGGACUCAGUGCCUGCUCCAGUCUGUCAGCAACCUGCCAGUGGGGGCUUCCUCUGGGAUCUGGCAACUUCCAAAGGUACCACUGAAGUCAUACAGAUGCAUAAAGAUAGGUAGAUUCACGCUUGCCUGGUCCAUCCUAGGUCCGCAAUGAGCCUGGGCCCAUUCUUUCUCAUCCUGAUUGACAUUUCCCAAGCCUUUGGGGCCUUACCCUGUCUCUUUCCCCAAACCUAAGGGUCCCGGCAUUCCUCUCCUUCUCCAUCCCCAGUCUAAUGUUUACAAAUGGUGCCAGCCGGCUCUGAACCAGGGGCCAGAGGCCGUCCUGUGCCACCACAGUGCUGAGUACUCCUCAUUAGCUUUCCCCACGGUGGUGGGGAGUGGGGAGAGUCUGCUUUCCUCUCUCAGAUUCCAGACGGGCCCCUCUUUCAAAAGGCACAAGGGUGGGUGAUGGGGAAGACUGGGAACCUUUCAGAUCCAACCAAGCUAGGCUGGUCAGAGUCAAGGUGAACCUCUCUGAUAAUCUUCUCAUUCAGUGACUGCUCCUCCCUGCCCUCCAUUUCCCCCCUCCCCUGCCACCCUUCGCAUGAUAGCCCAGAGAGAAAUAAGGCAGUGGAGCUGUCAUUGGGCAGUAUAUGAAUACAGUCACCCCAGCCUGGAAGUUUCCCUUCCAGUCUGGCCCUUGUCUGCUCCCUCCCUUCCCCAUCACUUCUUCGCCCUCUACCGCAUAUUUCUGUGUAGCUCAAUCUCUUUUGCUCACAUAAGACAGAGCUUGGGGGUGGGGAGAAUGCCCUCUCUUGUCAACCUAGCUCCACACACCCACUCAGUGACCUGUCACUCACAUCACUCCUGCAUCAAGCCCCAGUGGGGGUGAGGAGGGACACUAUUGUCCACCUCUAGUCCCAUUUUUCUCACUGGCCAGCCCCAGGCACUGAAUCAGGCUUCCUCCACCUGGAAUGCCCAGCAGCCCAUCACUCAGGGCAGUGAGGCCUAAGAAGCAGAGGCUGGGUGGAGGCGGGACAGUCUCCAGACUGGGUGACCUCUUGCCCUGGGACCAGGCCCACUCCUCAUAGCACCUGUCCCUGCCAGAGUUAGGAGGAUGGGCAGCCCAGACGACAGGGCUGCACAGUCUCCUAACAUCGGAUUUUAGUCAGGGGCUUGGGGAGGUAAGGAGAGUCAUUGCAUAGAACGGACCACUAGAAAAGGAGAUGGCACCCUUCCUCUUGGCCUCACCUCAGGAGCCCCCUCCCCUGCCCUUUCUGCCAGAGUAUUUUAACUGUUUCUUUUCCCCUGGUGCCCAUUCAGACCAGGGAGGAUGGUUAAUAAAAGGGAUUUGUGCUGCUCGGC